Gossypium raimondii (Peruvian cotton) is the source of this 423-nucleotide messenger RNA. RefSeq lists its product as uncharacterized. The transcript has 2 exons. Lineage: Eukaryota; Viridiplantae; Streptophyta; Magnoliopsida; Malvales; Malvaceae. The coding region runs from base 1 to 423 and encodes 140 amino acids. The record is from RefSeq and is a predicted model, not a curated record.
AUGGCACCACUUGAGGCUUUGUACGUUCGAAGGUGUAGGACUCCUUUGUGUUGGUCCAAUAUGGAGGAGAAGAGGAAUUUGGGUCUGGAGUUGGUUUGGGAAGUUGAGGAUAAGGCGAGACUUGUUUGCGAGCGGUUGAAGGCUGCUCCUGAUCGACAAAAGUCCUACGCUGACCUGAGAUGUCGAGACAUCGAGAAUCAGGUUGGUGAUAAGGUAUUUCUGAAGGUUUCACUAUGGAAGAAAGUUCUAAGGUUGGGGCGGAAGGGUAAGAUCAGUCCAAGAUCUGAUCCUUCUCACAUUGUUCAUGUUGAGGAGAUUGAGGUUCAAUCUGAUCUUUCGUACGAGGAGGAACUAGUUGUGAUCUUAGAUCAUGAGAUUAAGGUGCUACAUAAUAAGACAAUUCUAUUGAUGAAAGUUUUGUGA